Acytostelium subglobosum LB1 is the source of this 2280-nucleotide messenger RNA. RefSeq lists its product as hypothetical. Gene Ontology annotation, cellular component: GARP complex. Gene Ontology annotation, molecular function: syntaxin binding. The record is from RefSeq and is a predicted model, not a curated record. Bases 1 to 2280 code for a protein of 759 amino acids. The transcript has 5 exons. Gene Ontology annotation, biological process: retrograde transport, endosome to Golgi; endocytic recycling; Golgi to vacuole transport. NCBI's taxonomy places the organism in Eukaryota, Evosea, Eumycetozoa, Acytosteliales, Acytosteliaceae.
AUGUUCAAACCACCACCUAUGCUGAGACAGCAGUCCAGACAACUUAUGGUGUCGUUGAGGAAGGACCAGGUCGAGAUGGAUGUGGACGAGCUUGAUGAGAUAGACUUGUCAUCAAUUCUAGGAAGCGAAUUGGAUGAUGAACCAAUACUACAAGAGGACAAGGAUCGUGUUAGAGAAGCACUAAAGAGAGGAAUCGAUCUACGCGAGUACUCACGUGAAGUAGAGACAGAGAUGAACCAGAAUGAGAAGUUAAUGAUUGCAGACUACUUUAGUGAACAGGAUGACUUCUUGACAUUGUAUAAACAGGUGUCUGUUGUGGAUGGUGUCCUGGGGACAUUGGAGAACAUGCUCAAUCAGUUCCACAAUGAUCUGAAGAGUAUUGGUUCAGAGAUGAACUCAUUGCAAGAGCGUUCAAUGAUGAUGAGUCACAAAGUAAACAACAGAAAGUUACUAAGAGAGAAGCUAUCAGAGUUUAAUGACAUUGUAACCAUCGCUCAAGACUUUGCAAUUCGUCUAACAAAGGGAGAGAUAGAUGAUGAGUUUAUAAGUUGUUUGAUCAAGUUGGAUACAAAGAAGACAUUGUUUAAUGAUUAUAAGUCACUGAGCCCAACGAUAUGCGCUAAUAAUGAGCCACAGUUGAAUAAGUUGACAGAGGCAUCGAUAUUGAAGAUACAGAAGUACUUGCGCGACAACUUGUCCUCGUUCAAGAAGUUGUCCGAUCGCCAUCAGGUGCAGACCAACUUGGCGCGCAUGGCCUACAUGUUCCAAUUCCUCUUCAAGUACAGCACAAUGGCGGCGGCCGAGGUCAUCAACACCUACGUCGAGAACUCGGAGAAGUACUACUCCAACUACUACCGCAACUACACCACCGGCAUGCUCAAGCUGCAGGAGGACGUCAAGUCAGGCAACAAGCUCAAGCAGCUCUUCACGACCAGCCCGUCCGACAGCGGCGCCGCCAUCAACGCCCACACGCUGAUCAAUGCCAACACGCCGGCCAACUCACGCUCGCGUAUUGAGCAGCUGCGCGUCGAGGUUCUCGAGUCGGCUGCCAUUGAGCCACCUGCCGCCGCGUCGUUCUUUGAGACAGCCACCAACCUGGCCAACAUCACCAGCAGCCAGUCAAAUGCAUCCAUUCUAAAAUAUCCGUUCGACCAGGUCUACCGCUCCCUGGUCUUCUUCCUCAUCGACCUCAUCACUCAAGAGUCCAACUUUGUCACAGACUUCUUCCUCGGUGGUGAGGACAUGAUGACCACAAUCUUUGCCAAGUCCAUAGCAUUGCUUAAUGAGACAACAGAGAGCUAUGUCAACAACACCAAAGACAUGGUUGGUCUUGUAGUUUUGAUCGGUGUAUUGGAUAAUUACAAACAAAUGAUGGACAAGAAGAAGAUAUAUAUUAUGAAUCAAAUGUUCUUUGAGAGAGCGAUACCUUUGGCAUUGGAAAAGUUUAGACGACUGUUCAAGGAACACUCAGACCUGCUGAUCAGCAUCAAUGUGAAGGAGUUGAAGCCAAUCAGCCCAUCACACGCGCAUCACAUGUCGAAGCGCUUUGCCGACGUGCACGUUUGCCUCGCCGGCCUGCACACCAUCCUCACGUCAGCAGCACUGGAGGCUAAUCCAUUCUAUAAGCCACAGGUGGAGCUGAUGCACAGCGCCAUCGUCACUCUGCGAACGCACUCUCUGCAACUGCUGCGGAACAUCACCAAUGAGAUUGCCAACAAGAACGAUCAGGUCGUGUUCCUGGUGAACAACUACGCCGACGUGUUGCAAUCUCUCACAAACGAUCACAUCCCCGACACGGACGUGACGCUGAUCAAGUUCAAGGCGCUGCUCAACUCAUCGCUGGCCAAGUAUGUGAGCGAGCAGCUCACCGCGCUCAAGUACUUCACGCCACUGAUGACCUUCACGCAUGAGUGGGGCCCACUGGUCGAGUCCAACGUGACCAUCAACCCGGCGGACAACCCCACGUACAAUAGCGAUGCCGUCGAGCAGAUCUUUGCCUCGAUCGAGGUCAACUGGAAGUCAGCGGUGGCCGUCAUCAAGGACAACUCAACCAAGCACUUUGCCUCGAGUCCACUGGCACAACAGCGUGCCUUUGAGAUACUGCUCGAGGAGAUCUGUCGUCUAUACGCUCUGAUGACCACCAUUGUCAACACCAGCUUCCCACAUCUCAAGCAGUCCAGACACUUCCGUCCACAACAGUUCACCAGCGACGUCCAAUCCAUGAAGCCCUCUGUCACCUCCACCUUUGUAUAUCCAGCCUUGGCCCCAUCUUCACCUUGA